Sodiomyces alkalinus F11 is the source of this 1666-nucleotide messenger RNA. RefSeq lists its product as hypothetical. The transcript has 2 exons. The coding region runs from base 117 to 1463 and encodes 448 amino acids. Lineage: Eukaryota; Fungi; Ascomycota; Sordariomycetes; Glomerellales; Plectosphaerellaceae. The record is from RefSeq and is a predicted model, not a curated record.
ACAGAUCGAGGGUUAUCGUCUGUCGCACUCGCACCAGGGGGGGGGAACCCUUCAACGCCCUCUGGGUCCGUCUUCUAACCUGUACCUUGCUUUCUUCUGUCACUGCCGCCCCUGCCAUGGCAAACGAAGACAAAAGUCUCCUUGAUAGGCUGAACGCCCUUAAGGGUGGUGAUGCUGGUAUAUCACUCGACCGCUCAUCAAACGCCCUCAAUCUCCCACUUGGCAUAGAGCGUGCCAAGCCGCCGUCUAGGGAAGAUGCCCUAGCUGCAAGGCUGAAGUCCCUCAGGAAUACCCCUGACGGGGAAGGCUCAUCGUCUCCUCGGCCGGCCAACUUUGAUCUCCGGUCAGCAUCCAUGCUAUCACAGCCAGCACCUUCAAGUCUGCCUAGCAAGCGUACUGGCUUCUCGCCCUCACCGAAGCCCACCUCACUCGAUCAGGUAUCAGCGCACACUUGCACACUGAACCCAGAAGAUGAUGUCGGCGAGGAUCCUUUGCUGCAGACGGACGAUCAGACCCUAGAGGACCUCCUUCGAGAUGAGGACGUCACCUGUCAUGCGCCAAUCUGGGGUAAUGAUCCCACCCCUGAACCUGGCCGCGUGGAAGCUCUCCUGCAAGAACUGUCCCAAGACAUCCCUCGGUCUUCACCAGGGGAGGGAGUAAAAGAAACCACCACUGCGAGUCCGGAUACUACAGAGAGAAAACACGAAGACGACGACGAUGCCGGCUCAGAUGGCUCGGAUGAUUCGGAAGGGCAGAAGAUGUCACUCGACGUUGACAUGCUAAUGUCCCAAGCUCUUGAUCAAGCGAAACUCGAAGCCAGGCUGAACCCAGACCCGGAUGGCUUGGAUUCUGCUGCCAAGGAGAAAGACCCCAGCUCAGCUGACGAGCCUCCUCCCACUGAGCAACGAGUCGGGGUGGACCUCUCCCUCCCCUUUGUGCCCUCCGCCAUAAAAUCGGCGACCUUGCACGAAGAAUCCGACGACCUCGCCGCAUCUCUCUCUCUCCCAUCUGUACCAACCACAAAGACCACUACCGGCCCGAAAUCGUCUUCCUCCGCCAACCUAGAAACCGACCUCGCCGCCCGCAUGGCCGCCCUCCGCCUCCCAAGCAACAGCCCGAAAACCAACACCGAAAACGACGGUGACCACGACGAUGAGAGCGGCGGUCUCGGCCUUGGCCUCCCCUCUGUCCCGACUGCCAAACCCACCGACAAGACCGUGGAACGCCUGACCACCAAGACGGGCUACACAGACGACGACGCCGACACGUGGUGCACCGUCUGUUUAGAGGAUGCUACCCUCCGUUGCCUGGGCUGCGACGACGACGUCUACUGCACGCGCUGCUGGCGUGAGAUGCACGUCGGCCCCUUCGCUGCCUUUGACGACCGCACUCACAAGGCCGUCUUGUUCAACAAGGACCGGAAGAAAAAGGAGCCGAAGAAGAGGGUGGCCCUGGGCGCCUGAUGUCCCGGAUUCCCUUUGCCCCCUUCGCCCUUCUGCUUCUUCUUUUUAUUUUUAUUUUUUUAUGACUUCUACGGACUACUUUAUUGCACGAGAGUGAUAUCAUGAUGUAUGACAAUUGAAUUAUGCUGUUCAUGUGUUCCUCAUGGUCAAUACGAAACAGACCGCGACUCCGACGCUCUGCCUAUACGAACAGAAAUGCCAUC